AUGCCGACUAAGCUUUUUAUGUUAUGCUCCUUAAUCUUUAGCACAUGCCAAGGACUGCAGUUCAAUGUUUCUCGAGUCGCCUUAGUAACAAAUUUGGGGUCGAAGGACCUUUUUACAAAUCUUGACCCUUCUGCAAAAUGCCCCAACGAGAAACCAAAUCUUGAUGCCGGAAGACCGUGGUGUGUGGAAAGGAAAGCUUAUUGCAGUUCUCAAGGCUGUUGUGUCUGUGAAUGCCAGUACUCUGAUGCAACCUUUCAGUUGAAAAUGAAUCCAUACAACGCAAGUUGUGUUGGAAACAAGGACAUUCGUACUUUUGCAGGUAGGCUCAAGAUUAUCAAUAUUGAUAUUUUACAUUUCGCAAUUAAUAUUUCCUAAAUCUCGACCUGCUAAAAUGAUAUGUAUGCAGAGGAGACGUCAAAUAUACCUCUAUUAUUUCUUUUGACGGAAUAUUCUUGAAUUGAAAUUAGCCGAUGAUCCACUGAUUAAGAAAUUUUCAUUCAUUCCUAAAUCCAAGACAAUUUAGGGCCUUGCUCCGAGAUUGAGUAUCGCAAGUACUUUCAAAAUAAUCCAGGUGAUCGAAAUAAUACUAUUCUGCAAAAGUUAUGAUAAUAUCGCUUUAUCUACCAACGGGAUCCAUGAUUAAAUCCUACAGCUACGACGAGAAGGUUUCAUUCAUUAUUAUGGAGUUGUAAUGGAAGUGACGUUACGUAAUCGGAGUCAGUGGGGUCUAAUCCAAACUUGACCGUUUUGAGAUAAUGUGUCGAAACAUUGCCAAAAAAAGAAUCCAGCCUAGGUCAUCAGGUCAUAUAAUUGUGAGUAAUGCAGAACAGCCCCUCGCCCAGUCCCUCCGUCCUCUUAAAGCCGUGACAAAAUUAAGCGCACUAGUAAUCAUAAUCAUUUUUUUUUCCUUUAAAAAGGCUGUUCAAAGUUGUUUGAAUCAGAAGCAUCGGCCCAUCCUUUGAUAGCUCUGGAUCCUUCAGCAUCAGGCUUUAAGGGAAUUAUAAACCUAUCAAACAAAUGCAAAGUGAAAUCUGUGGAAUAUUUAGACAUAACAUGGAAACCGUUAGCCAAGAAAGACACUGAUACAUUUAGUAUAAGCAGCAUUAAAAACUGGCCAUAUACAGCAUUAUUGGUAGGUACCCUUGACCAAGACUAAAGUAAGGAUUUUUUUCUUCCUGUACUUAUUUCCACCAACAGAUUACAGAGCAGUACAGUAAAAUACAAUGCAAUACAGUACAAAACAUUAAAUCACUGUCCAAAAAUAAAAAAUAAAAAAAAAUAAUAAUCACAGUUGACUUGUGACUGUACUUGCGAUAAAAUGCUGACUUAAAUCAUGGAAUAAAAUUUAAAAUUACUUCCAGUAUGGGGAAUGCACUGCUUGGGAAUUACUUAGAUUUAAUAUGCAAGAGAUAUAAGUGAUCAAAUAUAAUACUGGCUGCAACACUUAUGCUACCUUAACACUACUUUGGGUGCAAGAAAGGGGAACAAAGUCCCUGCACAAGGCAUGAGAAUGAAGCUGAAAAAAGGUCACUUUGAAUUGCUGAAGAAAAGAAUGAUGGUUGAUAGUUUUGUUUUUAUUCAAUGAUUAAGAGUUGUAAUGACUGUUUGAAAAUUUCCCAACUUUAACCCUUAACUCACUUGCAUCAGUAUACAUAUUCUCCAUACUGUUCUCUUUACAUUUCCCUAGGCACUGAUAAGGAGAAUUUGCUUAACAAUCAAUAGCUUAUUUUAUUUAGUGAUCAUUUCCUCUAUUCUUUGUACUUAAAUAGAUGAUUUGUGGUUGUUAUUGUAAGGAGAAAAUAGUUGCUAGUCACUCUAAGGGAUUAGAAGGUUAAGAUUUGAUUGUUAUCCCUUUAACUCCCACAAGUGAUUAACAUGAAACUUCUCCCUAUAAUAUUCAUACAUUAUCCAGCAAACAGGUAAUGAGAAUAUUCAAACAUGUAAGGUAGAAGUUUUUAUCCCAAUAUGACACCAAAUUCUCUUAACUAAUUUACAAGGAAAUGUGUUAGAGCUAGAGGGGAGAUUUAACAAUCAGAUCUGAGGAGUUAAAGGGUUAUGAGUGUUGGAUUUAGCAGCCAUUUUACUCUCACUACCUUUUGGGGGGCAAUGUUUUAUGACUUGUCUGAAGUCAAAAUGAGAUGAACAUUUUUAGGAAAUAUUUCUCAAGAUCUAUUGUUCUUUUUUUAACCCUUUAACUCCCAUGAGUGACUAUUAAGACAGAAUUUCUCCUUACAAUAUCAAUACAAUAUCAAGCAGAUAACUAAUGAGAAUAAAGAAAAAUAUCAAUUUGGGGAUAAUUAAUUGAUCCAAUGCUAAAUUCUCUGAACUAAUAUUCUAAGAAUUGUAUAGUUAACCGUAAGGAGAAUUAAAAAUUUGAUCUGGGAGUUAAAGGGUUAAUAAAAGUUACCUCCAUUUCCUCAGUUACUUUAGUAUGAAGCCCUGAGAUGUUGCGUAAAUCUCCAAAAACAAAUUCCAGCUCUACUUCUUUCUCUGAAGUCCAGCAAAGUGGUCAGUGGCUUUGCACAUCAACUAAUAUCCCAUUAGGUUUCUUCUUAAAACCAAAAUGUUAUUUCUGUUGACCAUUUUAUAAACAAAGGCUGUCAAAUAUGAUUUUUUCCUUUUUUACAGCUACUUAGAAAAAAGUUGAGCCUGGAGCUCUGGCAUUAUAGUUUUACUGGUUAUUUUAUUUACUAUUUUUAUCUCAAUUUUUUUUUUUACCUUAACUGGGGAUCACAUUAUUCCAUGUAUAUUUAUCUAUAAUUUUAUUAAAAUUAUGAAUCAGCAACUCAGGAAAGAAUUUAUACAUUUGAGUUGCAGUUCAGUGAGCUCUUAAACUUUUUUUUUUUUAUCACAGUGGAAUGGACAUCUGAAUUCUGCAUAUUUUGGUUACAUCAUGAGAGUGAAUGUUGAGUGUGGUAAAGGAAAUAAUAAACAAACAUACUGUGUUCUCUUCAAAACAAGAGGAACAUUAUCAGGUAUGUUCCCAUGUUUCCACAUAGGAUUAAGUUUUACAAGCCAAGAGAACCUGAUCUUGCUACUGCAAUGUAUCUGGGUAUCAAUAGCAUAGUGAAAGUAAGUAGAGUAUUGUUAGCUUGCACUCUUUGGUGAGUGUGGUGCUUUUGACCUCUACUCUUUUAUUUAUUUGUUACGUGCAGUGACUAUUCCAGACCUCUCAACUCAAAAACCACCAGUUACCAAAGGACAGUCUACAACAGUAAAGCAUCCAACUAAAAUAAUCACCAAGAAGGCCGCAACAACAACAACAACAACAACAGCAGCAAUAACAACAGCAGCAACCACAACAGCAGCAAGCACAACAGCGGCAACCACAACAGCGGCAACCACAAUAGCAGCAACCACAACGGCAGCAACAACGACAGCAGCAACAACAACAGCAGCAGGAACAACAGUGACAAUAACAACAAAAGCAAAAACAAUAGAAACAACAAAAGCUAUGACAAGAAAGUCAACACACAUGGCUUCAGCUGUAACAGUCAAAUCAACUACAAAUCAUGUGGACCUCACAACAAAAAGGACAAUUACAUCUGCAAAUGCUGAAACCUCUCCAACUAAGGUAUGUGAAAAGAGUACUUACUUCUGCUGUCCUACAAGAGCCUCUUUGUGGUUGUGCUGCUGCCAGACCAAUUUGGCUUAAUUUAGGGAUUCAUUUGAAAGCAGCUCCUUUAUCAUUCACAGAGAGGCAAUUACAUUAUUGUGCCCUUGAGCAGAUGCAUUAAAAAUUUGUUUAAAUGUUUUCGUAGUCAGAUAUGGAAAUUAGCCAUGUGCUUUUGCUUCUUACUGAAGGUAGGCUCUAUUCACUGUGGUUAAUACUUGAAUGGGUGAGCAAGAGAAAUCCUGUUUUGUUAACUUUUUUUUCCUUGUCUUUAUUUUUCAAUUGCAUUCCUUUACUUUAAAGAGUCAGCUUUAGCUUUAUUAUUUUCCACAUAAAACCAGAGUGACUGAAGAUAACAACCAAUGCAUCCACAAAAACGCCUCCAGGUGUUUUGUUUAACUUAAAAUACUCUGAAUACAUACAGGUCCCUACGUCUAAGGCAAAAACAACAGAAAAUACAAAAAGCACCAUAAUCAUGGCAGAGAAUACUUCCACUACUGAAAGUCAAGUUAUCACAGAUCACCCUUUCGAAACAUUGCCAAUAGAAUCAACUGCAGGAGAUUUUGCAACUCUGGAGCCAACUCACCACAGCUCAGGAAAUAAAGAGCCAGAAAACAAUGAAAAUAAGUUUAGUGCUCAAAAACAAGACAAGCUAGAAGACAUGACGAUUUUUAUAGUGAUAGGCGUCGCUGCUGUGAUCUGCAUUUCUGUUGGGUUGCUGUGCACUUGGCUCAUUAUCAGUCAGCGGAGAAAGCACAGGUAACUGUCAAUAGUUGGCAGUGGCUUUGAUUGUGUUUUGUAUUAGACACUUUCAGGUCUGGUAAAAAAAAUUUUCCCUAUAUGUGGCCAUUUAAAUGAAUUUGUAUGCUGAAUAAUAUGGCAUCGUUAUGAAACCACUGUGUUUGACAAUUCAAAUGAAAGCUGUAAAGCAGUGCUUUUAAAUAUUUAUUUUACUGCUUAAGGAAGUUUUGAUUCUAAGUUCUGGUUAUUUACACAAGCUCUAAACCAAACCAGGGUUUUACACAAUCAGUGAGCCUCAGUUACUUUCUAUUAGAGGAUUGAUUUAAUUAAAUUAAAAUGUCCAUCCUCUGUUAGCUUUCGACUAUCUUGACACUCUUAACUUAAAACACUCAUAAGAUAAAAGCAUUCAACUAAAUUGACGAUUGUUUAGGAUGUGGUUUUGUUAAACAAUGACCAGACUUUGUUUGAAUUAUGGGCCCUAAGAGUCUCUGGUGGAAUCCCUAGUGUGUGACAACUAAAAUGAAAGCUACUUUCACCUCAACUCUGAUUGAAACAUUUUAUCUCACUUUUCAGGAAUGCUGAAAGUUAUGGUGCUAGAACAACAGGUAAAGUUAUCAAGUGUUCUUAAGUUACUUAACUUCACGGGUUUAUCAUGAACCAACCUAAUGACCAGCUCCCAGUUAGCUUGUUAGCUCAGUGGAUAGAGCACUGCACCAGUAUCGCAGAGGUCAUGGGUUCAAAUCCCGUACGGGUCUGAAUUUUUUUCAGGCCAUAUUUUCACUACUGCUUAAGUAGUGUUCAUUACUGUGAAAAUCGAUCUUAAAUUAAUUAACAUAGUUUUGUGCUCAAUUAUCUUUGAAAUGAAGCGAUAUGUCACCAUUGAAUGUCAUUGUGCAAAAGGUUCACAAGUUCUUUCAGUCAUUAGGGAAUCAUCUUUUCUAGUACUACGUGAGCUACAAAUAAAUAUUCUGUAUAUUAAACUGCAGGAAGGUUUCCCGUUUGUUCUUUGAUUUUUGUAUUUCUGGAUUGUUUAGUUUUUUUUUAUGUAGAUUUGUUUCAUUUUUUUACUUUCAGUUAUUGCAAACCCUACAACUGGUGCACAGGUAAGUUGCCACGUUAGUGCUUAGUUUCCACAGUCUGACUUGUAAUUCUGCCUUUCUGCUGGUAUUAUUUUCUCUAUUGAUUAGUUUAGGGAAAGAAGUGUUACACCAAGAACUUACACACAGACUAGUUGAUACAUAUUGAAAUCACUAUUUUGCUGGUUAAUCCUAUAACCCCAAGGAGUGACUGGCAUCUAAUUUCUUCACUCAUGAAUCAAACAUUUUAAAGCUCACUAGAACAAAAGAAAUGAUUACCACUUGAAGAAGCUCUUGGUUGUUAAAAAAUUGUCAGCACCUUAAGAAAGAGAAUAGUAUGAAAAAUGUGCAUAUUGAUGUUAGGGUGUAAAGGGUAAAAGGAAGUGAAAUUUGAGAAAAUACACUAGAAUCUCUUUUGGAAAAUGAAAGGAGUAAGCUUGCAGUGCUCAGUCUUUGGUUUUUACUUAGUAGGAUUCAACCAUAUAUUUUCAAUAUCGCUAAAUUGCUCGUUGAAUGGCUUUUACUCUCGGUUGGUCACUUGCUCGGCGUUUCGAUUGAGCGUCGUUUAACUUGUGCUAGUUGAAAGUAACAACAGCGGGAAGUCCGAAAAAAACAAAUUUAUCACAAGCAGCCAAUGAGAACUUGAAGGAAUCACAUGCAAUCAACCCUAAGCGCGGGCAAGCGCGAUUGGCUUCUAGUCAGCGUGCUUCUCAUUGAUUGAAAGGGAGCCUCAAUGGAAAUUAUUGAUACUAUAAGCAAUUUUCGGUUGGUUUUUUAAUGUAAUCCGGUUCUUAGCUUCGGUUUUUAAUUCACAAGAUUCGCGUAACUUUUUUUUUUUUAACAAAUCAGGUGGAGAACUAUAACAAAUCACAGUUCUCCCAUUUGAAAUGUGUUUUACUUUCCUGUGUUGGGCAAAAAUGAAAAGUUUCCCGGUUCUUUAAGACGUCUUCUUUUAUUUAACAACAAUUACUUAGUGAAUUUAACCCACUAGGUAGGUUUGUGUUUUAUAUUCUAGAACCACUUCCCUAUGACUGGCUUUUUUAAGAAUCCUGUGUGCGAUGACGCAGUCUAUAUGGAACCAGAAGCUCUGGUUCGCAAGUCUUCCGUCAGUCUUAUAGGUGAGUUGAUUGUAACUCAAACAUACCCUCUUCCCUUGGGGCUUUCCUUGAUCGGUUUCUGAAAAUGAAGGGGAAAAGGUUAGUCUCUUCCCAGCUGUCGUUUGGGCAUGUCACGCGACAAUCUGGGUGGGGACUGGAGUGGAGGCUGUGACGAGCUCAAAGGACGGCUGGAAGGGUGAACACUCUAUUUAUUUAUUUAUCCUUUCAGUUCAUCAUUAUUACAUUGGCUGAACUGCAAAUAACUAUAGCUAACUAAGCUCAGCAAUUAAGAUUGAAAUAUCAAACUAAAUUAACUAAGCUAGCUGCCUAAACUAAAUUGGAUUAGUGUUGAGACGGAGGUAAUUUGGAAUAUGGGUAUGGAAGGCCUCAAGGUCAGAUUUGGUGGGUUGAAAUUUAUUUAAUUUUUCUACAUUUCCAGGCAAUCCUUCCUACGAGAAUUGUGAAGAUUUGCUAAUAAACAACCCUGGAGCAAAGAACAGCCAGCAGAUACUGCUGAACAACGCCACGAAAAAGUCACUCAAUACGUCCAGUAGAAAUAUUAUUCCUACUAAGGAAAAUUCUUACGACUGUGCUCACGUUAGAUCCCAUAACAAUGGAAAACCAGAUCAAGAUAAACCUGUUUAUCAGAGCUUGGUAGAAGCAGACGUCGAGGCAAGCUGCACGUCAGAUCCUAAUCUAAACACUUAUCAGAGCUUGAAUCCCGAUGGAUUAAUCUACCAACCCUUAAUAAAAAGCGUGGUACAGGAGGUAUUUAAGUGUUCCUCUGUUUUAAGAUUACACUAGAACGUAUUUCGAUUGAGUGUCGUUCAACCAAAAUCAAAGUCACCAAACGACCAAUCAAAAGAAAUAUAAUAUGACAAGGAGCCAAUGAGAGCUCAGGACUCAAAGCGCGGGAAAACACGGGUGACCAAGGUAGGAUUGGUUUUAGUUUUGCUUUUGAUUGGCGGACAGGGUUGCUCGAGUCUUCUGAGCCAAUAAUUGAGCGAAUCUAGCAAAAGCAGCCCAGUUCUUGAUUGCACUAUCUCGUAAACGAAGGGGCAUCUUUUGAUCUUUUGCCUUUGAACGCAACACGGGGUGGAAGAGAUUCAGGCCCGAAUCCACGACCUCGGAAUUUUCACGGAGAUUAGUAGAGUUAGAUAUUAGAUGUUUUCAAGAGAGAGUUUUGAAACGCCUUUUACACUGAACUUCGUAGGCUUGAUUAAGUCUUUGUUUCACCAAAUCCUUUUUUUUCUUUCUUUCAGCGUCAAUAUGAAGUACCUGAAUAUCUAGCCCUUCUCAACCCUGGUGAAACCCCAGGAAAAAACCUACCCAGUCCCCCUGAGUAUCAACCGCCCUACACCACAGGUCCACCCCCAGCGGAUUUGGAAGAAUCACCUGAGUAUGCUGACUAUGCAGAUUUAGACGAACUUGAAAAGAUAUCGGCAAAUGAGGCCUCUAAUAAGAGUUUAAAUGGAGAACAAUGUUAUUUAACACCACUACAUAAUGUCCCUGAGGGGCCUAACUAUGAUUACGCCAAUGAAUCCAUGUACGAUGUCCUGGAGGGUCCUGAUCCGCGCAUUUAUGGAAAUGUCAACCUUGGAUUUGAGCCACCCGCGUAUGAGGUCCCUGAACGACCAGAUUUUAAUUGAACUGGAAGAAGCGUACUAAACAUGCGUGAUAGUGAGGGACUGGCCGUUAUUCAUUGCCUAAGGGGGGAAGGGGGGGGGAGUAGGGGUUUGUAGGAAUUGCGACCACUGACCCGCCUCCAUUCCCUCUAAAAGCUAUGUAAUUCCUAAAAAUCCCUCCACCCCCAUGUGCAUGUACAGUGUUUAAGUGGCCAUCAACUCACUCAUCUUACUUCCCCACACGAGUAAAAUAACAAUGUAUUUAAUCCAUGGUGACGUCAUCUGUUCGUGUGUCCUUUUAUAGAUCAUAAUUAAGAACCAGUCGUAUGGUUUAAAAGAAAAUGGAUCACAAUCCGCUAAUCACAAUUCAUGAACUUGACUUGUUGAAACCAAGGGUCAACCGCAAUGUUGUCCGUGAAAUCUCUAAAGAACUUCAGAGUUAAAAUGUUGCAGGAAUUUGAAUGAAUAUUUUUUAUUAAUCAGUGAGAUAACGUAUAUUUGGAAAAACAACGUCUAUUUUAAGAUAACUUAUCUUUUAUGUUAUAUAUGUUUGAAAAAAAAAUGUUAAUUCAAAUAACGAAAUCUUAUUUGAUCGAAGAUUAUUUUAUUAAAUAACUAGCUCAACUAUUUAAAUGUUUUACUUUCUUAAUGUUGGAAAGCCCUAUUCCAAGUUAGAAUAUCAACUCUCGAUGGAGAUUUGUUCAUUUUGGAAAAGUCAGCUUUCGAAUCCUUAAGACUUUCGUCGGUAAUCCUUUUUAAUUUUCUACUUCAUUAUCUAUUCACACUCCUACUUAAUUUUUAUUACCAUUGUGGAGAGAGUUAAGAGUGUCCUCUUCGAAAUAGGGCUUGGACAGGGAAGAGACUGAAAUCAUGGGUAACGCUUCCGACCCUUUUAAGUCCAGACGAUCUUUUCCUUCGAAUUUUAACGCAUGUUACAACGUUCCUUUUUAGGUAUCGCUAGAAAGUUAUGCUUCCUUUUCGAUUUGUUUUUUUUUUAACUUUCCAUCGAGGACGAAGUGGGUAAGGAAAAUUGAAACAAUAAUUCCUCUUUGGAGCUCCCUCGUGGUUACAUUCGCCCCUUUUGUGAAGAUUCCCUUUACUUCUAAAUUAGUCAGAUAACGGCUACACAUUUCGUUGAGACAAAUUGAGUGAUUGCGAUACAAAAGGAUUUUUAUAACGGCGGAAAAUACCUCGAGAAGGUGAUAUUCAGGCCUGAGCUUAUUACAUUCCAUAAGAAUAUAAACCGACACGGAAGAUGAAAAAUUCCUUUAAAGGAGAUAGAACGCAGAUGUCAAUUACGCAAAUCGCUAAUUGAUUCCAAGCGUCAACUGACGAAUAGGAGAAAAAAAACAUCCUGUUUUUCUUCGUAAUUUCACCAUGGAAAGAAAUUAUGUGCCCCUGUCUCGUAGGGUGAGAGGCAAGGGUCAAAUAUAUUUGUCCCAUUCCGUUCUCUAAACUAUUUUCAGUAGUCCUCUGACGUUGAGCAUUUGCGCGUAAAAUUUUGAAGAUUUGUACAACGUAGACCGUAAAAGACACGGAAUAAUGUGGUUUUUGUUUCAUGGUGGGAUACACACGAAAAGUGCCAAAUAUUUACUCAGCAAUAAUUCAGUUGAAGGUCACAUGAUGUCGGGAUUAAAUUUCGCGGUGUGUUUAUUUCUGGAACAAUGAUUAGGUAGCUUCAAAAUACGACCAAGGGAGCAUUUUCCUCGUCCAUAGAACCCAAAAGCAUGAGUCAGAAUAUUGAUUUACUUACAGUCCUUUUCGCUGUGUGUUAUUUCAUCGUCAAAGGUCGGACUGAUGUCGUUUUUUCUACUCUGACUCGAGAUGUCGAUGGAGACUACUUCACUGACGUUUGCGGAAAUUGCUAUAAAUACGGGGCGGUCGAAACACAAAGGGUUUGCAGAUGCAAAUCAACGCAUUCAGUUUUUCUGCGAAAUGAAGGACGAUGCAAGGAUAGAAAUGACUUCGUGAAUAGUAAGUAAGGUGGAAUUUAGCGUGCUUGCUCUCCAAGCAUAACUACACUAGCUAACUUCUCUAGAAGUGUUGAAUUAUUUAUUGGAGUAAGUACUCUGUGCAGUAUGUGCUGUUACGUGGUAUAGAAGUAGCUUUAUCAAAACAAUCAAGUAUAGAGCUGAAAGAGUAGUGAUGUUUUUGAGAUGUUGAACUUUGUUCCAUUCACGUGAAAAGCUUAAAUCAAGUACUCAAGCUUUGAAUUAAUCAACACAAAAAUUUUCCUUUAGCAUGCUUUGACUAGCUCUAAAAUUAUGAAAACUUGCAGAGACCUUCUUUAACGGCAUAUUUCACCUAUUUUUGUAACUAGAUGGAAUAACUAUUUAUAUACCUAACAGCCAUAAAAUUGUCAAAGAAAUAAAACUAAACGUUAAAGUAAGCCAGUUUGGAAUGAAUUUCCUUUUAAUGAUUCAGUGUGGCCAUAUUACAGAAUACCAAGGAAAAUAUUUUCUUUCACUCUAUAUAAACUGGUAGUUUAAGGGGAUAAGUUUCUAAAGAAACUGUGGUGCUGUGUUGGUGGGAGAGUAGAAGAGGAUAAUAUCGUAUUGUCAAGGGUUUCAAAGCUAACGUUUUAAGCAUUAGCUCUUUGUCAGAGCCAAUAGAAGCAGAAGUGGAAUUUAACAUGCUUUGCUUCGUCAGAGCAUUUUCUUUGAUGAAGAGCUAACCCUUGACACAUCAGCUUUGAAACCCUUUAAGGUGACUAAUUUACAUUAUCAACUCAGUUGAUAAUACUAAAUACCCUCAAAAAUGUUACUAAAUACCCUGAUAUGUAGGUUAAUUUUAUACUUAAGUCAUGGGGCUUAUCCAGCUAGAGCUUAUAUUGGUAUCCUGUGCAACUCCCUCCCGAUUGAUGGGAUGCCAGUCUAUUGCAAUCAGGCUUCCCUGAUAAUUUGCUGAUACAUAAUCUGAUACAAGAGUAAAGUGUUUUGUCCAUGCAACACAGUGACAUUGCCUGAGUUCUUGAGCCUGUACCUCUCUAUCUGGAUUCCAAUGCACUAACCAUUUGAGGCUAUUACAUCUCCUGAACCCUUUAACCCCUAAGAGUGACUAGCAUCUAAUUUCUCCUUACAAUAUCACCACUGAAUCACACAUUAAUGUCUUGAGAAUAAAGGAAAUGAUCACCGACUAAAGAAACUCUUGAUUGUUAGACAAAUUCUCCUAGUCAGCACCUUUAGCAAAUGUAUGUAGAACAGUAUGGAGAAUAUGCAUACUGAUUCCAGGGUGUAAAGGGUCAAUAAAUAUGAAUUAUUUGUUUACCUAAUUAUGUCAUUUGAUUAGUUCAUUAUAUUCAUUGCUUUGUUUUAAUUUUUCCACAGUAGAGGAGAAAUGUCUUUCUUGGCACAAAUUGGUAGAAGUUAUUGAUCCUGAAAAAGAAGCUAAAUAUUAUUUUAAUCAAGUUUACUCCAAAUAUGAGUCAUGCCGUUUGAAACCACUGAUAUCCUUUCAUAACAGUAGUACAGGAAAAUGGCAUUUAGCCAAUUUGACAGGAAAUCAGUUCCUCAUUUUGAAUGCCCGGGUACAUUCAUCCAUUCAAGUGAAGGUAUGCUGAAUAAUUGUCAAGCUUUUAUGAAGUAUUGGGUAAUAUUAUUUGAUACUACAAUUGUGAAUUGAAGCAAAUUAUUUCAUAGUCACCUUUUUGAAUGCAGUUACGUACUGUUAUGAAACACCCAUAUAUAUUAGUUACAAAAAAAUUUCUUAGGGUAUAGCAUUCCACAGGUUAACUGACUGUUUUUUUUCUCAGUUGAAACAGAAACCUCAAAGGGUUUGUGCACACAAAGAAAAUACAAGUUACCUAUAAUCAAAAACUUUUGGCAAAAUAUCUUUCACGUAUCAUCUGGAAUCAAAAUUGAACCAAGACUUUGAUUCAUAAUGGUUAUAGGACAAUAUGGAGUCAAAUUCGGUGUGUAAUUAUUUGAGUGAUUAGAAAAUCAGAUGACUGUAAUGUAAGAGUCCUAUUUGUCGAUCACAGGUAUGAUUACAGACUGAAUUGGACAUCUCAAAGUCAUGGUUACCAAGUGAUUAUAACUGUUAAAAAUUCAGAAAAAAACAAAUACAUUUAUUUGAGAAAACACCUCCGGUAAAGACAUUGUCUAAAGUAGAAAAUUUCUCCAUUUUGGAAAUUCUCCAGUUUUGUGGGGCAUGUGGUUGCUGUUAAUGUAAUCAAUUCUGUGAUUGGUGGAUUUAGCUGUGUGGGCUUCUUUGAUUGGCUGCUUUAACUGUCCAAUUACAGGUGUCUGAUUACAGCCAACUGUCCAACAGUCCAUUUUACAGUUGUGUGCUUGGUUGCCAAGCCUUUGAACAGGAAUGAGGCUAAGGGUGACCUUGUUAUGAUACAACCUUACUGCUUUUUAAAUGCAGAUUACUUUGUUAUCAUGCUAACUAGAUAGUGGUCUGUAUCAUAACAAGGUCACCUUCAGACUCACUCCAAAUCAAAGGCUUGGCAACUAAGUACACAACUGUAAAAUGGCCUAUUAUACUGUCCAAUCACAGCUCUACAGAAUAAAUAAGUAUAAAACAGAGCAGUUAAUGCACCAAUCACAUUUGAAAUUGUAAUGGCUUAUCGUGAUUAAUAUUGAACAUAGGUGGUAUCGUUUGAGAAUUGGGUUUAACAGGUACUAAUAAUACACAGGGAUACAGGCAGUGAGCAAAAUGUAUGCUUGUACUGUUAUUACCUGUUUGUUAGACCAUAGAAUGAAGGAUUUAUUAUUUCACUAUUAUUUAAUUUUCUAAUAUUUUAGUCUCAAGAUAAAUCCAACAACUUUAUCUGAGCAUCAUAUCAAUCACAUAAGGGUACGUGGAAAAGGUGAAAGGCAAUGCAAACCAAAUCAGUAAUCUUUUUUUAGACCAAUGAAAAAAUCAUGACUAAAAAAAGGAAUAAGCCAAAGUUGGGAUCAUUCAGUGGGACCAUUUUGCUACUUCACUUUCCGUCAGUAUUUUUAGGCUGUUCUACACUACAAUUUCUGUGGCAUACUUUGUGCAUUACAUUAUGUUAUUACAUGUAUGAAAAAUGGUGUAAUGGUGGAAUAAUUAUCAAAAUAUUGGAUAUUGCUUAGUUUUAGUGGGGGCAUAUUCCAUGAAGUGAUGGGUUCAGACCAACUGUGUUAGCCUUUUUACUUAAAAUAACUGAUAGAUCAUAUGAAGUAAAUUUUUGCUUGAUGUUAUCAUCUUUUAAAUGUCAGGUUUCUCAAAAAUCACCAAACUUGACUAUGUUCAAAGGCUAUAUUAUGAAGCUGCGACUGAAUUGCACCAAACGUCCCAUGCUUAGCAGUAGUAAUAAGACAAGAACAGAAGACUCUUGUUUAAUUUUUAAAGUGAAAGGAGAGGUCCAAUGUAAGUAUUGUAAAAAAAAAAACUUUCUAUAUUAGAUACAAUUAAUAAGAAUGCUUUAAACUAUCAGAUGUCAUAUAUAACUAGGACCGUGAUUUCUGGGUGAUUAUAGGCAUGGGAAAUCUGUUCAUUAGUUUAUCAGUUAACAACUUUUGCAGUGAGUAAUACAGAUGGGAGGCAUGUAUUAUGUGACAAAUUUAAAUUUAUCAACAUUGACUGUAAAGAUAUGAAAUAUUAUGUGAACUGCAGUUGAAGAAAUGAAUAUUGAAGCAAUCGUUGCAGUUAUGAAAUACUUCUUAUACACACCACUUUAUUUUUUUCAAUUUUUUUUCAGGCCUUAUUUUCACUACUGCUUAAGUAGAGUUCAUAACUGUGAGGAUGGCUUCCAUAUUUGUUUCUAUCAAUAUUGGUUUUACAGUAGUCACCGCUUUGAUACAAUAGUUCAUUAAAAUAUGCUUCCAACAAGACAAUUGUUGAAUUGUCCAAAAGAUUUCUCACUUCAAUGCCUUUCAACUUAGCAAACAAGUUUUAUGGCACAAAAUCUGAUAACAAAAAUUGGCAACAAAAUUUGACAACAAAAAUUGGCAACAAGACAGCGGCGCAAAGCUGCACAAAAAAAUGAGGCAUAAUGAUUUCGCUGGCCACAUUGUGACAAAGCAAAUUUAUAAUCCAAAAAUAGUGGGCACAUCAGUGAAAACUUUCUGUUUAUUUACAAUUUGUUAUUAUUGGCCCUGAAAAACCCCUUUGGGAGGUGGUCGAUUUAUGUAUAUAAUCAUUAUGCAUGGGGUCUCCUUCCUUAUGAGGCAAUCUACAUAUUAUUAAGUCAAUGGUCAGAACUGGUUAACAAAGUUUGAAUCAUCUAAUUGUUCUUGAUAUGUAACAGGAAAUAAGUAUACACACAUCUUUGACCUUACAUUUAGUGUGUGAUCUUAGAAUGCUUUUUCAAGCACCUGGUCUCUUAUGAUGUCUUUGGUAUAAUUUGUUGUUUAGUCCCACUAGCUUGCCCACCAGGCACCACAGGCACGUCAACCAAGCAAUCAACCACCACAGGAACAACAGGGACACCAAUCAUGCCAAGCACCACCACAAGCACCCCAACCAUCACCACCACAAAACCAAUCACUACACCUGAUCAAGUAAGUGAAUCAAUAUUUUGUGUUUUGCAUGCUAAUAGGAAAAUCUAAGCAUUUCAAGGGAACAUGGCAUUUCCCAAUCUCAUGGCCAGUUUGAAUUUGUUUGCAACCGUGACGAAAAGUCAGUUGUUUUGAUUUAGGUGGUGAACACACUAAUUUACUUUUAAAGCCAGAGACUGGUGGUCUACUGCUGUCUAUGAGACCACUAAAGUAGAGGAGUACUCCUGAAACCAUUAUAAUUUUUAUCUCCAGCAUUCAUGAAAGAAUCAAACUUGCUUUUGAGAAUCAAGAGAGUAAACUUUACUUUUCAAAAAUCUUGAACCUUGGUUAUGUCAGCAACCUCAUGGCCACUUAUCUGUGGCAUAACAAAGUCUUAUGACUCCUUUUGCUGUCUCUUUAUGACAAGGAGUGACACAAAGAAGCAGUAAUGUUUUACAACUUGGAAAAAUUAUUUUUAUUUUUUAUGACAAGGUGGGCAGAGGCAAUUUUUGAAUUACUCACUAUAGCUCUGUGUGUGUAGCCAGGCUAUUGUGUUGCUUUCAAAAUGGCAAUGUCUAUAGCCAAGGUUUAAGUUCAUUUGAAGUACUCUCAAACUGUUCACAUGGAAGAAGUCAAUUUUUGUAUACACUCUUUAAUAAAGGAGAUUAAAGUUUAUCGUGAUUUCUAGAGCACACAUUUCAAUUGAGACUAUACAUAAGAUUUAUGUGUUCUCCUUCUUGGUCACAUCUGCAUGUUUCUGGUUUGAAAGGAAGUUCUGCUUAUCAUAAAUUUGUGUCGUCAAAGUUCUUCAACAUUGAUUGGAAGAGUUACAGUUUUUUUUUUUCAAAUUUUACUUUUGAUUUAAGUUGUAGACACUGCAUACUGAUCAGAGUAUCUAAACAGAUUUUUUAUAUCAUUCACAGGCAAUUAAUGCAGCUAUUGUGGUUAUUGGAAUAAUUCUAUGCCUGCUUCUUAUUGGAGUCUUCGCAUAUUUGCUUCACCAAUACACAAUUUUAUGCCCAUGCAGAAGAAGGUAAAAUUAUUCAAGUUAUUUUUAAGGGGACACAAUUUUGCACCGGAAAACUGAAAUUUGCAUUUAGUGACAAGAAUGUGGUGUCAGGUCAAGAUUGAAGAAAUGUAAAAUGGUUUCCGUGUUUACAUAGCCUGAUGUAAACACGCAAGGGAGGUUGGGAGAACACGAGAUAAGCGUAAGAAACCAUGACGCGAAACGGAGUGGUUUCCAGCUUAUCGAGUGUUCUCCCAACCUCCCAAGUGUUUACAUCAGGCUAUGUAAACACAGAAACCAUUUUACAUUUCUUUUAUAAAAUAACUAAUGAAAGAGGAACGAAAACCGUGUUUACAUAUGCUCAUGUAAAAUGGUUUUUAUGGCCAAUCAGAGCAUGCGUACUAUUUGAAUUAUUUUAUAAAAUAACUUUGAGUAUUCUCAUUAUCUGUUUGCUGAAUAUUUUUAUAGAUGUUAAAAAGAUAAGUUAUAUGUUAAUCACUGCAAGGGGUUGAAAGGUGAACAAAAACUCAAUUUUGUCUUAAUGGAAGUAAAAUUUACUUGAUUUCCAUUUAAUUUAGGGAAAAUAUUAUAACAUAUUUUUUUUUCAGGAAGAUUUAAGAACCUGUAUGGGAGAUUAAGGGAGGUCUCCUGUUUUAGAGAGAAUCACAUGUGAUAAUGGGAGAUUUGAAAAAUAUAAAUUGUUGAACCUUCUGAUCCCAAAAAGUGACUUGCGUCUAAUUUCUCCUUACACAAGAGUAAAGAAUAUUAUCCCCAACUAAAGGAGCUCUUGAUUGUCAAACAAAUUCUCCUUGUCAGCACCUUAAGAAAUGUAUAGAGAACAGUGCAUACUGGUGCUAGAGUGUAAAUGGUUGAACUGUGAAUUAACCGGCUAAAGAUUUCCUUCUCUCUCACAGAGGACAUCAAAUUGGAGGAGGUAUCAUGAAUUCUAAUGGUAAGACUGAUAAGAAUUUGUUAUUAAUAGUUAUAGCUAUCAUUGCUCUUGUUUUUGUUACAAAUUGUCUGUUGUCAUUAAUAUUGCUAUGAUGAUGUAUGUGGUGCUUUAGUAAUGUAUAUAGUAAGGGGAAUAUUUUUGAUAUCUCCUUUUUCUUAAUUAAGAGCUUAAAAACCAUGAAAAGGGUUGUAAUGCUAUUAUUUUAAGUAGUUGUUCAAGCGUUUUUUUAAAUUCUUUUUUAAAAGAAUUUCUGAGUGCUAUCAAAAUCAUAAAAACCAAGUUAGGAAUUGUUUCACUCAAAAGUUUUGGAUUUUUUAUAACACUUUUUGCUAACAGAACAAAUAGAUUAGGAUGUACACAAGCUUACUCAUACAGUCAUACAUGAACAGAAUGAGGAUCUAGGGGUUGAUCUGAAAAUUAUGCAAGAGAGACAUUAAUGUAAAAAAUCCAAAAAUCCUCCGAAAAAAGAGGCUUAAGUCCAAACCCCGUAGAAAAUAUGUAUUAAACGCGUUAAAUGAGUCACAUCAUUUGGCUGAAAUAAAAACUCCGAAACUUAUUAAAAUUCCUAACAAAGGAGUGACUAAUUAACGCGAACGAAAGCUUAAAAACAACUGACAAAAACUGACGCGAAAAAUGUCCACUUCAGUUCUCCAAUGUCAAGGUUAGAGUUCCUUCACGUGAUUAGCUAAUUUGUGAAAUCACGCGCGCCGCGCGUGAAUACAAAAAGAAUACAAAGAGGGGAGGGGAAGAGAAAAAUUGUGACUUGAAAUUUAAAAACGAAAUAGAUUUCUUAAAUCCUCGAUUCUGAUAUUGGUUAAUAGCGCAAUCGUAACUAGUCAAACUUUGUUCUCAUGGUUCAGAUUUUUUCCCAUGCUAUUUUUGGCCCAAAAAAAGUAACCAGCUGAAAAAAAUUGAAUAAGUUAAUUACCAGUCCUUCUAGAAAAAACUGUGCCGUUGGUCUUGAGUGCGGCCCUGGGCUAUUAAAUGGUUCUUAGGUCCUAUGUUCAAAUUUUUUCAUGAUUGCAUUUGUAAUUUAAUUUUUUUUCGUUUUCGGUGAAAGAAGACAGGGACUUCUAAAUACACGACAAAUGUUUUGUGCAUGUUUUUUCAUUGACAAGUGUUCUAAAUUUUUUUUUUAUUUUGCAGUGAUUAACAAUCAAGGGCAGCCGGUAAGUGAUGAAAAACUCUUUGAAGUCUUUAACAAUUUCGUCACGUGUCCUUUUAGUUCUUUAACCCCUGGAAAUGAUUGACAUCUAAUUUCUCCACCCCUGAAUCAAAUAUUAAAAUCACAAGAAUAAUCAAAAUGAUUACCUACUAAAGAGUAUCUGGAUUGUUAAACAAAUUCUCCUUGUCAGCAUCUUAAAAAACGUACAGACAAUAGUAUGGAGAAUAUCCAUAUUGAUUUUUGGGUGUAAAGGGUCACCGUUAACACUGAAGCUAUCCCCUAGUAGUACCUUGACAGUAGUCUGUGGCAUUAGACUGAAAAAUGGACUAGCUCCACACAGUUAAUGUGGUUAGUAAGUGUUUUUUUUUCUUUAGACUUUCAGAAUUCAAGAGGAGCCUGUGUAUGCCGAAGUGGCAGAUGUUUAUCCUUUGGAAAACAAGGCUAAAGGUAAGAGUUUAUAAGAUCAUCUGUUCACAAUUUUGGCGGCAAAUUACUCCCCAGCCCUCCUCGGUUUUUAUGCUACAUAAACACGGAAUUAGACUAACACCCCAUUCACACCAAAGAUUAUUUAGAGCUGUUUCGUUGAACACGGUUCAAAAUUGUUUUCUCGAUAGUAGGUGCUUAAACCGAUGUUUGCCGACUUCAAAUGUAACACAUGGAAGAUACCAUUUUGCGAGUACUUGAAUCCUAUGGAAAAUUCAGUUUUUCAGUUCUCUGUUUCUGAUAUUCAUUUAGUUAAGCCCAAUUUGACUAAACGAGUUUUCAGGGGGGGGGGAUUGGGGCAUUGACCCUCUGUUGCUUAUAUAUAUUCUUUAUGUAACUUGUUUCAACUUUUUUUGCUGUCUUUUUUUUCAGGAAAAGUGACAGUUAGUCUUGAUGAAAAUCCAUCAGUUGUUCUGAAUCUUUACGCACAGGAAGUUGGGUUUUCAAGAGGAAGACUAAACCCUGAUUCGCCAUUGUCACGGUCAAAUCUUGAAGGAAUUAGAAGAACAAGUGAUGAAUCAAGAAAUGUUCGCGAAAGGGACAGAAGUCUACAAGAAGAGGAAACCGACGGAUCACUUGUGUUUAGAAAUUUGCAGUUUGAAGAGACUUCUUUUAGUUCUUUGCCAAGGCGAGAGCAAGACUUGAAAAAACUUACAGAAUCACGGGAACAGGGUGAUAGAGGGAUUUGUAAUUAUCACGAAAAUCACAGUCAUCACGGUCGUAACGAACAUCUUGAUCGUCACGAUCAUCACGACUGUAACGAACAUCUCGAUCAUAACGAUGGUCAUUGUCUUCACAGUCCUAAAUGCCAAGAAACUGGUGAUAAUGUUUUGUAUGAAGGACUCAUAGAUAGAACCCGAAUUCGGAGCAAGUUUAUUUGUCCGAGUUGUAACGAUAGCUCGGAUUAUCAGAGACCUAACACUAUUGGAUGCUGCCCGCACCGAGAAAAGGAGAACAACACAAGGGAAAAGACACGGUCGUUUUAUGAAAGUUUGGCGCUCAAAGAAGGCACGAGGGAAUCUGAUUAUGCGACACCGUCGGCCAUGGAGGUAAGGCAUAGGGCCUUUAAUGUGAAUGAACUUUUAGAUGGGGGGGGGGGAGGGGGGAGGUGUAAUGUUAGCGCGCUAGAGUCUGGAUGGGCAGAGUUUGGACCAUGACCGGAUUGAUGUGUUGGGUUCAGGGAAGUUUUGUUUCACCCCCUACUGGCUUGCCUUCCAACCGGACCACCUCCCCCUUUUUUUUUUUGUGAGGAAUACAUAUGGGUAGAAGUAAGCUCAGUUCAAGGGGAAUCGAAUCGUGGAAGGGGGGAUUACCUGUGAUAAACUAACAUCCCACCUGGAAGAGGAAAGAAGCAAUACUCCAUAUCACUUAAUGCUAUGGAAAUCUUGAAAAGCUUGGGAAGUUUCUGGUAUGCUAGACUCGUAAGACUUACCUCAUUAUCCUCCAAGAUCUGAUUGUUAAUUCUCUUCUCUAGCUGCAACAUAUUUCUUCGUAAAUUAAUUACCAGAAUUUGGUGUUAGAUCACGACAACAACUCUUACUUGAUAAGUUUGAGUAUUCUCAUUACCUGUUUGCUGGAUAAUGUAAGGAUAAUAUAGCGAGAAGUUACAUGUUCAUCACUUCCGGGAUUUAAAGGAUAAACCCUUUCUCUCCCAGAUUUUAAAUAUCAAUUCUCCUCACUUUCUUCUCAUAAUUAAAGCUCUCAGAAUUUGGUGUUGUGUCAAAUAAUGUCUUCCAGUUUAUAUUUUUCUUUCCUCUCUUCAAUUUUCCGUAAGAAAUUGUAUCGAUGUUGUAAAGAGAAAUUCCUUUUCGUUCGCACCUGGGAGUAAGAGAUAAACCUUGGAUCCAUUUUAUCGCUGAAUGAGGAGGGGAAUUUAUUGCAAUGCGCAUUGCAGUGCCUUCCAAGUCUAAUGCUCUCGGUUGUGCCUACGACAUAGUUACACGGAACCCUGGAUUUGCGGAGGCUAUGAAGUUCGAAAAAGGAACUGAAUCAUUUUGUUUUGUUUAGCACAACAACUCAAGUAGUCAGGAUGGCAAAGAACUACCGGAGUAUAACAUUCUAGAACCGGAAGAGUCAGGUAAUUGAUUUUUAGGCCUUUUAAUCGCACAAGAAGUUAAGAUAUCUUGCGAGAUUUUGAUGGUCGAUACUUGAAUACGUGUCACUGGGCUUGAGAUGUAAGUGUCGAAAUCUUAACUGAGUUACAGAGUCUCUCGCGAGCCUUGAUGAAUUUGUAUGCUGUUUUCUAUCCUCGUCAAAGUUGUAUGCAGUGCUGAAUGACAUUAAUUCCACCGGACAACAAAUUUUGAAAUCUUUGAAAGGAAAAAUGAGUUGCUUCAAGAAGCCUUUGCUUCUUGUAUUCACUAAACUUUUAGUUUCGUACACCUCAGCCAAAAAUAAAAAACAACAACAACGACAACAAUAACAGAUUUGGAUCAAAACUAAGAGUAACACCACGAAUCUAGAGACAAGAGAAAAAGCAAAACACGCACGGUCAGGCAUUUUUGUAAGAAUUUUUUGAUUUAUUAAUUAUUAACUGAUUGAAAGAGCAAUUUUCAAUUGAGUGUCGAAGGUAAUCCGAGAUUGCAUCGGUUUUGCCUCUCUUCGCUCUCUCAACCAAUCGGAUGCAAAACUAAAACCAAUAACGACUUGGUCGCCCGCGUUUUCCCGCGCUUUAGACAGUUUGGUUUUGUAUACUUUGAGUUUUCAUUGGCUCUUUUUUUCUUUUCUUCUGAUUGGUCGUUGUCAUUACAUUGUUUUUAGUUUUACGACACUCAAUCCAAAAGCGCUCUCACAGUAACCUUGAUCAGAUAAUAUUUGUAUUUGUAAUACUUUGACUGGUGAUAUUUUUACAGAGCAAGAACUAAGACCUGUGAGUCACGAAUACAACAUCCUUGAACCGGAAACACCCUCUGAUGACGUUCAGAGUGAUAUGAACGAAACAUUUCCUAAUUCGGGCUCAACAGACGAAGAGAAAGAUCUGCCGAUUCAUCCCUCAGAGAUAAAAAGCCUUGAAAAAAACCCUGUCUAUGCCUUUCACUGGAAAAUGAAAAACGAUGAACCUUGUGUGAGAAGGCGAGCACGUAGUAUGUAGUUAGUAGUAGUCAAGGGGCUGUGAAACUGUCGCAAACCUUUUCUCAUUACGAAGCGAAAAUAGCUUAGUUCUGUAGUGUACUUAGCUCACUUGAGGGAGAAGGAUUCACAAAAAACCACUCAAUUUUUAUUUCCGGUAAUAGAAAGUUAGUGAUGAAAUUUACAGCUUACCGCAUUUUAAGAUUCCAAAGAGAGACGUAACGUCAAGAAACUUGGUUCAAAAGGUGCUUAAAACUCCAGUUUAACCGUUGUCAUUUUGAAAAUGAGUGAAAGCUUAUGCUAUCUUUGAAAUCUCAAAACGCUUUCAGUUUCAUAAUCUUUUAUAGGCUUUUUGCUGACUUAGAUGAAAGCUUAAAGUUUUCUUGAGAUGACUGGUUUUCUAAACCUUGCGAAGCCCUAGAAGCCCAUGAUGCAAAAUUCCUGAAAAGAAUGCAGAUACGCAGAUUGCACUGCAGGCAAUCCCUUUGGAGACAUUCCCACGAGAGGCUCCUCUCCAGAUUUCAUGCGGUCAAAGACGCUAGAGAGAGGGCCUCGAAACUAAGCUGUAGCUGCUCGAGAAAUUAGGGAUUCAGUUAAUUACUGAUUACUCGGGUCUUAAAUUUAUCGGGUGGAACACCAAAAAUGCUAGAAUUAAGCCCAUUUUCAUAGAAGGCCAUGUACUACAUUUGUAAAUUCAGCUAUUUUAAAUUAAUAAGUUAAGUUUGAUAUAACUUUAGUACAUAUUUUUUGCCUAAGCGACUGGUAUAUUAAGGUAUGCGUGUUACGCAGAGAUAAAUUACUAAAUAAGAAAUUGCCUUGUUGUUUAAUUUCUUUCUUGUGGUUGGUAAGUUAGUCUUGUUAUUGAGUGUCGAUAACCUUUUUUGAGGACAAGCUUGGAUUGCUUUAAUUUUUAUCGAACUUUUUAAAGUAUAAUUUAAGUUAGUUCAGAUGGUAUCGAUACAUUGUACACAGUUUUUAUUUGUUAAGAAAACGUAUAAAAUUGAUAAAAAAUUAAUUCUGAAUUGCUCAAAGUUUUUUGUGAGAGAGUCAAAAGAGUUACUUAAAGUAUUACAGUUAUUGUCUGUCAAGAAAGACUGUUUAUAUAUUAGAGACAUAUGUCUCUUUAAAAAGAUCUCUGUAUAGAAAAUGGAAAAAAUGUAACAUUAUUGUAGAAAUAACUGUAAUUAGUAGUUUAGCUUUCAGCUAUUGAAAUAACUCGUGCAGAUAAACUUAUCGAAUUUUGUUGUUAAUGUAAUCUUAAAUGAUCUCAACGUGCAUUGGUUUCUAUUCAACUUUGCUCUUUGAUUGUUCUAGGAGAAGCUCGCGCCAUCUUCCCAACCAAUCAGAUACAAAACUAAAACUAGUGGCGAUGGUUUUAUUUGCAUUUUCCCGCGCUUUAGGAUGAUGACGUAGAUUUGCUUUGAGUCCUUAAUGGCUUCUUGUCGUAUUUUCCUUUGUUCUGAUUGACUGUUGUUAUGACUUAAAUUGUGGUUUUAUGGCAGUCAUCGCAAAUGGGGCUCAAAAGUAUACGUUUUACUUAACUAACUUCUUUACGAAUAAUGCUUUUGUGGAAAUGAUACAACUAUUUGUGGAGAGAAAAAAUGAAUAGCGUUGAAAGAUC
This is a messenger RNA of Pocillopora meandrina, 22897 nucleotides long. Lineage: Eukaryota; Metazoa; Cnidaria; Anthozoa; Scleractinia; Pocilloporidae. The record is from the annotation of a GenBank genome assembly.